This is a messenger RNA of Onychostoma macrolepis, 3867 nucleotides long. RefSeq names its product podocalyxin-like 2 (gene podxl2). The record is from RefSeq and is a predicted model, not a curated record. The transcript is spliced from 9 exons. NCBI's taxonomy places the organism in Eukaryota, Metazoa, Chordata, Actinopteri, Cypriniformes, Cyprinidae. Gene Ontology annotation, molecular function: serine-type endopeptidase inhibitor activity. Bases 366 to 2207 code for a protein of 613 amino acids.
GGACCCUGCGUCGCUGCAGCGGGUCGCCUGCAGUCACUGCGCCAGGAAUCAAACCCUCCAAAAACCUCAGUCUAUCGCUGCAAAUCCAUUGACUACAAGAAGAGCAGCAGACAAACCUGCCGUCUAGUUUUGCUCGCAGUCACGCCUGCCGUUUUCCACAGUGUAUCUCACUCGUGCGGACAGAUAGUCUCGCGUUUCCUCUGCCCAUCAACUGACCUUUUGUUUUUAAUUCCGAUGAUUAAUUCGUGCUAGUGCGUCUCGUCGGUAGCGCACAUUGAGGUCAGUAAGUCACAUAUGAUGCACAUACGAGCGAACUGAAAUACUGACGCGAUAAUUUCUCACUGCGAUCGUUUAAAGCUGCAGAGAUGUCAGGCGCGUCUUUCCAGUGCCUGAUGUUUGGUUCAGUUCUCCUGGUUCUAGUGUGUGCCAAGGUUCUGAGUGCUGGUCCAGCACUCCUACCCAACCCUCUCCAUUCCCACGGGCCAGUUCUGGAUGUUCCCGUAGGCUUUGAGGAACACGAUGAGGUCUCAAGGGAUCGCAGGCCUGGCUUCAUGGAGAGUUCUCAGGAGAGCUCUGGGUUCUUUAGCGAAGACAGCGAGGAUGGCAAGAAUGCUCAUAUCGAGACCAAAGACACCAGCGUUGACCUAAGUGCCAUGAAUGAGCGCUGUCUGAUGCCCAAGAAGGUGGGACCUUGUCGUGGGGCGUUCCCUCGCUGGCACUUUAACCCCAUCACUAAGAAGUGCGAAAACUUCAUAUUUGGGGGCUGCAGAGAAAAUCGCAAUAACUUCCUGUUGCUGGAGGAGUGCGCCAAAGCUUGCCACACAGUCCUUGAUUACAGUCCUUCAUCACCAGAACCACCAUCUUUGCCACUUUCUCUGAGCCAAAAGCCCACUGAGACGAAUUUCUCUUCCUCAUUGUUCAUCCCUACGACUGAAUCUAUCGACCCGGAGCAGUGGGAGCGUGAUUCAGAAUCGAGUGGCUUCCCUCUCCACCCCUCCACCGGGCCAUCAAUUGCAGGUGCCGAAGACCACGCCCACUCCACAGCCACGCCCCCUGUCCUCGGACUCGCCCGUCAGAACCAGCCAGAGGCCACAGCUGGAACUGACAGGCGCCUGACGUCCGAUGACCCGUUUGACGACGAGAGAGGCCGUGCUGUAACACAAGCGCCCACGGCUCCUGAAAUCGGGCCCCUGCCGAGCCGGGAACCCCUGCAGCCCGACGAUCUGCACCAGGAUGAUUCUGAGGAAGAUGAGGACGAGGAAGAGGUAGUGGUUUUUCCCACCGAACCGGAUGAGGAGGAAGAGGACGAAUGGCGGUACCUCACGCCGCUCACAACCGGACCCUCGUCCUCCCCCGCUUCAGAGCUGCCACCCGUGGUGUUCACCGAAACUGCCUGGCAGGGGGCGCCGCUCACCACAACUGAGGAUGAGGAAGGAGCGGAGCUUCGUCAUGGCGGUACAGAAUAUCUCGCCGAAACGGAGCUGCACGACUCAGAGCUGUCCCAGGAGGCCGAGCAGCAGGUGAUUUGCGUCGACUGGAGCAACCUUGCAGGAAAGGGUUAUGUUAUACUCAACAUGACGGAAAACUUUGACUGUGAUGAGUUUCGCAUGGAGAGUGGCGACAGACUCCUGGAGAUGCUGGAAAACACUUUCUCCAGAAAGAUGAACAUCCCACAAGGCUCCUGGCUUAUUUUCCUCAGCAAACCCACACAGCAGGACCACCAGCUCCUGAUGGCCUUGGCCAGCGAGCAGGAAAUUAUCCCUCCAAAAGACGUCCUGUCAAUGUUAGGGGAAAUCAGAAGAGGUCUAUAUGAGAUCGGAAUUCAGAAUUAUUCGACCGUGAACACGUGCCACUCGAGGCCCAGUCAGACGCGUAGCGACUACGGGAAGCUGUUUGUGGUUCUAGUGAUCAUCGGAUCGGUUUGUGUGCUCAUUAUUGCUUCUGGAAUCAUCUAUAUCUGCUGGCAGCGUCGUUUACCCAAACUCAAAAACAUGUCGAGAGGCGAAGAGCUGAACUUUGUGGAGAACGGUUGCCAUGACAACCCCACACUGGACGUAACAAGUGACAGCCAAUCAGAAAUGCAGGAGAAGAAACACAGCGCCAAUGGGGCGACGGUGGGCGGGGACGGGGGAAGCGGUUGGCAGGUGCUCGUCAAUAAGCCCGGGAAAGACGAGGAAGACAACCAAGAGGAAGACACGCACCUUUAAUCCCGGGAAAACAAUCAGAAAAACACGGCAUGGGAAAGCAGUAUCGCAUUACAGACUAUGAAGGCACAAAACAUGUUCAAGCUUUUUCGAAACAUCUGCUGUAUAAAAUGUGAUGUCUUUUGGCUUGUAUGACGUUUUUCUUUAUCUGCGUUACUAAAUUCAGACGGACUAAAAAGUGCUUUAAAAUGAGACUCGUAUGAUAUGGGACAAUUUUCAGUGCAGAAUUUAUUUAAAUCGAAUGUGUCAAACAAUCAGUGAGGCAUUUUAUAAUUUAAAAUCAGUUUGAAAUUUCUUGGAAAAUGGUUUCUUGCACUGUUAAACCAAUAGUUCAACCCAAAAUGUGAAAUAUGUCGUUUAUCUCACACAUGUCGUUCCAAAUUUUCUGCUACUUUUUCUGUGGAACCAAAAAAAAAAAAAAAAAUUUUGAAGUAUCUUCAGGUCGUUUCUAUACAAAACGGUUCAUAAUGACCACCACCAAGAAGAAGAAAAAAAGUGUGAUAAAUUCCAGUAGUUUUUGCUACCCCCCCAAGAUACCGCGAUGACCAAUGGCAGAAAAUUGACGCGAUCUUUAAUAUUUUUUUUUUUUUACGGAACUAAAGAUUUGUUUUAUGGAAAAAAUGGCAUACAGGUUUGAAACGGCUUUAAGGUAGUUAAAUGACUAAAUUAAUUUCAUUUUUGGGUGAAUUACAGAAGAAGAAGAAGAAGAAACAGUAGUGUACUUGAAGACAGAUAACGUAAAGAGAUUGUACCAAGGUUUUUUGAUGUUGUUUUCUCGAAGAUGUAGACACAGUGUAUCUCUAAUACACUAUAAUCAGUCAUUCUCGGUUUUACUUAUUUCAAUGCAAGUAUUUACAGUUAAGCAAGCUGCAUAUUGUGUUUUUACAUGCUGAAUGCUGGAUGGACGCCUACCUGCCUUGCUCCUUUAUUGUGCAUCGGAAUGGCUGCUCCGUACUGGAUUAUGUCGCUUUUAAGGUUGUUUUUUUUAAAUAUAUUGCACCUUUAACGUUGCUCAGCACCAACGGCCUCCAAAGCAUAACAAGAUUCUCCUUACAAAAAGAAUCUUUCAUAUAGAAAUGUGUCGAAUGGAGCUAGGUAACGAUUUCUUUAAUGUUUUCAGUGCGCAUUGAAGUUGUUCAAUCUUUUAAUCACAAAGUAAACAGUGAUCACAAUCAAAAAAAAAGUGUCAAAUUAGUUAUCAUAGUGAUUAUCUUGUUUAUGGUACAGUCUAUGUGUCAAAGAACAAUCUUAAUUGUCGCCAUAGAAAGGCUUUUCUUUAUUCAUUUCAAGUGCAUGAAACAAUGUAGUAUAAGUCUAUGCACAUGUCAGGGGUCAACUGAUUGUACACAAUUUAGCAAACGUGAACCGUUCAUGUUUAACAGAUUUCAAUGGUUAGUAGCCUACUCCAGAACGCUCUAUAUAACGUACAUGCAUUUUUGUUUGUUUAUAAAGCCUUGACGUAGGAGAGUUUGACUCCAGUGUAGAACGCUGUUGAACGCUUCUGUUUUGUACCUUUGUGUCCUGGUACGAGAGCUAUUAGCAAAUUUGCACUUUUUCCAUUUUGAUUUUGUACCUCAAACUGCUUUAUGUAUCUGAUUGUAAGGAGAUUUAGGUCUCGUUGUUUUUCUGGUAAUUUUAUGUUAUCCCACCUCUUAAAAAAAAG